This is a messenger RNA of Elgaria multicarinata webbii, 10443 nucleotides long. It is a transcript of the gene PPARGC1B, whose product is annotated as PPARG coactivator 1 beta. The transcript is spliced from 12 exons. NCBI's taxonomy places the organism in Eukaryota, Metazoa, Chordata, Lepidosauria, Squamata, Anguidae. The coding region runs from base 67 to 3159 and encodes 1030 amino acids. Gene Ontology annotation, molecular function: transcription factor binding; RNA binding. Gene Ontology annotation, biological process: positive regulation of transcription by RNA polymerase II. Gene Ontology annotation, cellular component: nucleus. The record is from RefSeq and is a predicted model, not a curated record.
UGGUUCCUGACUGCUUGCUUGCUCUUGCCGCAUGCUGCUUCGUGCCGUUGCCGGAGGAGCUGGAAGAUGGCGGAGCCGGGGCCGGACUGCAGCGCGCUUCUGGAUGAAGAGCUCUCCUCCUUCGUCUUCAACUAUCUCGCCGACAGCCAGUAUGAAGUGUCUGGUGAGGAGCACCUGUACUCUGAUUUCCCAGAGAUUGAUUUGUCCCAGUUGGACGCCAGUGACUUUGACUCAGCCAAUUGCUUCAGCGAGUUGCAGUGGUGUUGUGAGCGCUCUGAAACAGAGUCCAGCCAGUACAGCACAGACGACUCCGAGCUCUUUCAGCAGAUUAUAGACAGCGAGAAUGAAGCGUUUCUGGCGGCUCUCACCGAGACACUGGAUGACAUCCAGGGAGACGACAUGGGCCUGGCUGCCUUCAGAAAUAUGGACGAGGGGGACUUGCCCCACAGCGGCGGCACAUCGCCCGCCCCCUCUCCCAAACCGGCUGCCCCUGUCCCAGAGGUUGAUGAGCUGUCUCUACUGAAGAAGUUGCUUCUUUCUCCAUCCAAUGUGCCUCCAAGCUAUGAGGUUCAGAGAGAAGGGAGUGUGUGGCGGCAAGGAGCUCCCAAAUCCAGACCCCAGCGAUCCGGUGCAAAGGCGGAUGGUGGCCGAGACAGAAAGUCAAGCUUCCUCCAGGCUCAGAGUCGGAGCUGCACUGAGCUUCAUAAGCACCUCACCUCCACCGUCUGCCCGCAUGCAAAAGCCACCUGGCCACCAGACGAGUGCCACGGGGGCGGUGGCAGCGGCAAUGAGCCCGAGAGACAUUGCGCCCACAAUGGAGAGGACAGCGACUCCAGCGAAGACUUGCUGAAUGACAGGAAUCUUGCGGCAACCCCGCCCUCCUCCUCUGAGGAGGGCGCUGGGGAGAAGGAGCUGCAUGCCGCGGUGGAGCUCAUCCGCUACAUGCACACCUACUGCCUCCCCCCAAGAAAGCUGCCCCCCGCCCACCUUGCGGACGUGAAGCACCAGCAUUUCCACAGCCCCUCCAAACGCGCCAAGCCAGAUUGCCCCCUGCAAAGGCCUCUGCUCUGGAGUAAGGACAGCUGUCCCUCCGGCUCUUGGCCUCCCUUUGCAGGCCGUAAACCGUCCAGAGACCCCUCUGCGGAGUUCUCCAUCCUGAAAGAGCUGCUCGCCAGAGACCUGCCAUGUGACGUGAGCAAGCCGUACAGACUGGCCAAGCCUGUGUACGCCUCCUUGGCUAGGUCGCAGCCUCCCAAAUCUCUGAGAGCGCCGCCACCCGAGACCAGGGGGGGAUCCGCAGAGAUGUGCAAGUCCGUGGCGAAAAUGCUGGCGGAGGCGAAAGCGGAGCCCAGGCACACUCCCAGAGCGGAGCCCGAGGCUAAGAAAGAGACGGGCAGCCUUGCCGAGGAGGACGGGGCGAAACGGGGGACUGUCUCUGCCCAGCUAGCCUCCGGGAAGGCAGGACGCAAGCAGGAGAGCUCAGUCUAUGCAGUGCGGCGCUCCAAAAGACUCAACCCCGAGCUCAGUCUCUGGCUGUCGUUCCUCGAUGAGUCUCCCCUGGACUCUGCUGCGUCCACACUGGCAGCAGGGAACAAACCUGCCUCCACAGAGCUGCCCCUGUGCUCGGCUCUGCGGGACUUUGAGACGGAAGCACCGGCAGCAGAGGCAGAAUUGAAUGGUGCAGAUGACUCGGACGGCAGAUAUCAGAGCCUCCCCAUGGAGUUGCAGACCCCCUCGCCAGAGAGCUCUGGGGAGAGCGAAGUGUAUGAGAUCAACGAGAGCCAAUGCUGCACAGAGGCACCAAGAUGUUUGUCGCUGCCCUUGGCGCAAAUAGAACCAACAUUUGGGAAGCGUAAUUUUGAGCAAGUGCUGAGUGUGGAGCUCUGUGGCACUGCAGGUCUCACACCACCAACUACUCCACCAUACAAGCCUUCAGAGGAGGACCUGUAUAAGCCAGACAUUCACCAGAGGCCAGCAAAGGAGACUGCUGUCAUCACCAGCUCUGAGCCACAGCUAAUGACCGGGGACGGGACAACCUCCAGGAAGCUUCAGAGGAAGCACCCGGUGCGGACCGAGCUGUAUGCACAUCUGAGCCGGUCUGCCACACACCCUGAGCAACACGGGGUGUUGAAGCGCCCCUUUUCACGCUCGUUUGGUGACCAUGACUACUGUCAGGUCUUGAAACCUGAGGCUUCCCUCCAGAGGAAGGUGCUGAAAUCCUGGGAGCCCCUAUGCCAUACGGAAAGCCAACACAAGCGGAGAGUGCCUGAUGUGCCCUACCGGGAUGUAAGCAAGAUUGGAACCUCAGUGAAGGAGGACAGCAAGCAGCUGAGAGACCAGGAGAUUCGAGCCAGCUUGACAAAACACUUUGGCCUCUUAGACAGUGCCCUAGAUGAUGGGCAGACGGCCUUCUGCAAGACUCCUGAAUAUGACACAGUCUUUGAGGACAGCUGCAGUGAGAUUGGCUCUCCAUUGGAGGAGGAGGAGGAAGAAGAAGAAGAGGAGGAGGAGGAGGAGGAAGAAGAAGAAGAAGAAGAAGAUGAAGAAGAGUGCUGCACAAGUCCACUGGAAUCCAAGAUGUGUCCAUACAAGAAUCCUCUUUCUAGGACCAGUUUGCACUAUUGUUCCCGAAGCAGGUCUGGUUCAGAGUCUUCAUGCUGCAGGUCCAGGUCUCCAGCAAACCGAUGGGGUUUCAGAUGCGAAAAUGGCAAGCAGUGUCAAGAUGGAGCCAUUAGUAACCAGGGGCAGACAGAGAAGAAAAGAGAAAAAGCUAUUGGAGAAGGCCGCGUGGUUUACAUCAGAAACCUUGCCAGCAGUAUGAGCUCCAGUGAACUGAAGAAGCGUUUUGAAGUAUUCGGAGAGAUUGUUGAGUGUUGUGUUUUGACCAGGAAUAAAAGGGGAGAUAAAUACGGCAUCAUCACGUAUCGGUGUUCAGAACAUGCCGCCUUAUCCUUGAAGAAUGGUGCCUCACUGAGGAAAAGAAAUGAACCCUUGUUCCAGCUGAGUUAUGGUGGCUUUGGGCACUUCUUCUGGACCAGAUACGCUGACCUGGCCGAUUCGAAUACGGAAGACUCUUCCCCAGCUCCAGUAAAAAGCAAAUACGAGACCAUGGAUUUCGACAGCCUGCUGCAGGAGGCUCAGGAAAGCCUGCAUCGGUAACAGCCUUAACCUUUGAGGAAUACCUCAAUACCUCAGUCAAGGCACUUCCAAUAUGUUUACGUUUUCAAAGAAAUGAUUAAGUAUACAACAAGAACGAGAGAGAGAGAGAGAGAGACUGCUGUCCCUUUAAAUUGAUGUUUACAUUGAACAAGCUGCUUCUGUCUGUGAGUCCCCAUGGUGUUGAUGUUCCACUGCCACACAUUAGUAUCUUUGCUUCUGACUGGUUGUGUUAGGAUGAGCCUGCAAAAGCCUCCUGUUCCCUUCUUGUCCACUCCCUUUCUCUGAUUGGCCCCUCUUCCCUACUUCCGCCGUGGAGUUGCAGCUGUGUUCACCAUAACUUUUUUUUUUUGUCUGUAGUGUGUGAUGAUGAAAUUGUUAAUUGUGAAUAGAAUCAAGAUUGUAAACUAAUUUUUAAUAGAAGAAAGAAAUAUAUACUUAUAAUGUAUUUAUGGCUCAGAUGUACUGUAAUUCAGAUUUAUUGUACCGCUUCCUUGAUUUUUAACUAUGCACUGUAAUGAGGCACUUGCCCCUCAGCAGAUGCGGCCUGUCCAGAAGAGUGUCCUUCAAUUAGCAGAAAUUGGAAAUCAUUUUCAGGUGAAGCAUUGAGUUCUGCCCUUGAUGAAUUAAGGUGUGUCUGAGUGAGGUUUCUGGUAAUGCUAUAUAAGCCAUUCUUUCCAUUUGUAUGGGCUGGAUUCUGGGAUUUCCACUCCCCAAUCACUGGUUGCAUGAGACACGGUGUGCUGUGAUUCCACUGUCCAGAGCGGGCUCUGGGUGAAUUGGAAAGGAGUUCUGAAGGUGUGAAUUUCUAAGAAUGAAAUGUGGGGAGAGGAGAAAGUAUAAGGCAGUUCCCCCCCCCCCUCUUCAUGCUGGGUUGGCAGUGGCCAGAAGGUAGUGAAGCUCCACCUACCUUCUAAGCCAAGGAAUUGGGACAUAAGAAAAGCCCUGCUCAAUGAGACCAAAGGCCUGUCUAGUCCAACAUCAAGUUUCCCAUAGUGGCCAACCAAAUGCCUACAGGAAGCCUAUAAUGAGCACAUGAAGGCAAUCACCCUUUACCAUUGAAUAUGGUGAAAGUCCGAGAGCCCUCCCCAAAACAUUAUGCCAAAAGGUUCCUUAACGUUACUUACAAUAUGAUAGCAGCCAUUGUAAACACAGGGUAGGAGUUUGAAGUACAGGAACAUGGAGCAGUGCAUUCAAGGCCAUACAUCACACCAUUGGUAGCCUCAGGAAUAGUUUUUUACCAUCUGGUCAUCUAACCAAAGCAAAAUCUCUUGCCUGGUGGGGAGUAUUGGGCUCUUUCUGCAUGACCCAACAGAAAAGGGUCAAAGGAAUCCUUGCGUUUGGGCUGACCAUGAGUCCACAGUGCUCAAAGCUGGCUGGUAGGACCUGGAUCAUCAGCUGAGCCUUCCUGCCCCAUUUUGAACACGACUCUCCCAAUGAGCAGAGUCAAAUAAGCCAUACGACAUACAGCCAUUGCUACCAUUACUAUGGGAAGAGUAUUUCCACCUCUCUUUCUCGCUCCCUGCCAGGAAAGCCAUAGAUGUUCCUGUGUCUGUUUCCUUUUGACUUCCUUAUGGCUCUGAGCUGAUGGCCCCCUUCCUUUUCUUCCUGGAUUAGCUUCUCAUAGAUUCAAACACUUGGGGACUCCUCCUAAAGGAAGUCAACAUAGAGUGGCUUAGGGUGAUUUAGGCAAACAAUUUAUGGAGAGCGGGACGCCUUGAUAUUGGCUAAGAUGCCAUGUCAUUAGAUGUUGCAAGCCUCAUGCUCAGAAGCCUGAAUAAGUGACAGAGGGAAGGAUCCCCUUUAUAACUGCCACAGUUGCUAUAUUUUAAAGUAGCUAGUACUUGCCCACUGUUGGAGACAGUAUACUGUGCUAAACGCACAACUUGCCUGAUGCAGUGAGGCUGCUCUCAUGCUAUCUUUGUCCAGGGACAUGCGAGGAAGAACCAAGAAACAUCAAGAAAGAGCGGGGAUCAAAUAACCUUGCUACGUUAACUCCUCCAUCAGUCACAAUGUCUUUGUUUUAUUUUUCACACGCAAGGUGAGACCUUUGGGAUUUCAGCCAUCCCAUGUAGAUAGAAUACAACAGCCUUAAAUCUGCCAACAGAUCGAUUCUCUUCCCUUAAGGUCUCUCUGGCAUUAACAUGCAUUUGAUUUGAAUCAAAAGACACAAAUUGCCAAAGGCCUUGGCAACUGCUUGGCUUAAGCCCAAGAUGCCAUCCAUAGGCUUAUCUGUCAGAGCCAUCCCAUUGACUUAGUAAGGACUGUACAUGUCAGAAACACCGUGGUCAAGGAGUCAGCUCAUUUGUUACCACAUCCUAAUUAUGUGAUUAUUUCUGUCUGCUGAGGUGGAGCUUUUUUGUAAUAAUAGUGCUCAUUUCAAAUGGCAGCUAAUGUCAUGAUUUUGUGUGUUGUUAGCAAAAAUUCAUUACUGCUGUACUGGCUGCUAAUAUGUUGCCUGUACCACCUCUGUUUAGGAACUUACCCUAAGAAAUUGCAAGGCUGUUAGAUCUUCCCAUAAUCAGCCCAGAGCAAAGUCUGGCCCAGACGAAGCAUCUGCUAUUGACAAGUGCCUCAUUGUAGCUCUGCCUUUUUCUGUCCUAGUAUUUCCUCACCACAAUGAUGUUUACAUGUGAUUGCUAUAGAGCUUACUGUAGAAUGUACAUAGCGACACAUUUAGGGUGGGUAGGACUGUCCUGUCCUGUGCUGUGCUGACGUUUUCAAAGAACAAUCAAACAGAGAGGAAAAAAUAGUAACCACCCCAACAAUCAGUAAGUGGAAUUCUUCCAUCUCCUGGCUCAGUUACAAGGGUAGAUCAAAGUUCACACCUGGCUUUGGUCAGAGAGAUGGAAAAUGCAUCAAAUUUUAAGCAUGCUGAAAGUGUCGAAUGCCGUUGCAGAGGAGGAGGGAGAGUCCUUCUGCUACCCAGAAGGAGCUGCCUUCAGUGUGAAUCGCUUGCAAACAUGGCUUUGUACUUAACUUGGUUUUAUCUUUCGUGUUACUUUUAAGAGGCUGGACUUGCCAAUGAUGUGAGAGCAUGCAUGCGCUUGCAUGCUCUCUGAGGAAGAAGGAAGAUCCUGUAACGCACAUGGCCUCUCAAUCCUAAGUAUAGGGAGAGGUGCAAUAAGUGGUCUUUGUGUUGCCUGAAGCCUAUAAAAUAUUAUUUUUGCAAGAAACUUCACUGGACUUUAUGCAAUAUGCACACAUGUGCACAAACGCACACAGGUAUGGGGGGAAGGUAAUGGUGGGGCACUGAGCCCCUCUCCCUGCUGCUGGGCACAGCAAAAGCUGCAAAUCCAGCAGUGUUGAAUGUAGAACCUGAGUGGCAUGGUUUGAAAAGCACGCACAUUUAAUGCUGGUUAUGGCACACCGGUACUACCUGUGGCUUAUUAUAAUGGCUAAUGGAAGCACAGCUGUGUUUGUAUCAACCACACAGGGAACAGUGUGUGAAAAUCCUUUCCUCUUAUUUACACCUCCAGUAGCUUGGGAACUUGCAGUCCAUGAUGGGAGGAUUUUAAGCAAGGGGUCUGCAUCAGAGUUUUCCAGGAGGGGCAGAAUGCAGUAAAGGUCCUCCAUUUUGUAGAGCAGCAAGCUGCAGUGUUCCAAAUGCAAUGCAAGUAGUUCUGAGCAGCUGCUGGUGCAUACCCUGAUUCUGUAGUAGGGCACAGAAAUUGUUAGGGUCAUAUAGGCGGAGUGGAGGUCCUGCUUUGUACCCACAGGAUAGAUCAGCAGGGUGGGUGUGUUUAUGAUAGAUCUUCAUAAUCUGCAACUCGCCAAACCAAAUUCAGCCUACCAGAGGCCUGAUGGUGUCCCUUGCUAGGACUGCGAAAACAGGUGUAUGGUGGAAAGGGAUGUCCUCAAGUACCUUACAGGCUUCAGUAGGCAGCUGAUGGGCUGUGAUCACGAUGGUGGGUUGUGGCAUCCCGGUCGAUAACACAGCGUAAGCAUUUUGCUCAUACUGGAGCUAAUUCUUUUAGCUUUGGAAAACCAUGAUGCAGUCUCCAGGGCUCACUAACUAAGCCUGGAACCACUCUACGUAUAUAUACGACUUGACGAAUUCAGUUUGGAACCAUGGAGCUGGAAAGGAGGAAAGGAAAUGUUCUUUCUUUAGGACAAUAAGAACUAAAAUGAGCUUUACAUCUCACUAUAGCCAUCCCUGCCACUAACGUAUCUGGGCAGAUUCAUCCUUAGUGUAGUGUAGCUCUGUUCAGCUCAUUUUGACUUCAUAAGGACAGUACAUUGAGACCCUCUGGCUAAAAAUUGCAGAGUGCUGCCGAUUAGCUAAGGAAGGGAAUUAAUUAUCCGAAUGGUCAUUGCCUCUGCCUCUUUUAAGAAAGAGCUUGCUCCUGUGAUUUUCUCUGCAUAGACUUUUGCAAAGUCUGCCUAAAUUUCUCCUCUGUUCUUUCUCUUAAUAAUAUGCAUAAUGCCAGCAUCCCCGUGUUCAAGGGGUGGGCCUAGCCAUAACAACGAGCAAGAGAACAAACCAAGCCCUUAUGAGAUCAGGCGAGUAACCAAAUAAAGAGAAUUCAUUUUCCAGGGUGUUUCGGAAUAAAAGGGUGUAAUAAGAAAGGCAAUCAUGAGGGAGACAUUUAUUUUUUUAAAUAGAACUAUAUAUAAAUAUGUAGAUGUGUGUGUGUGUGAGUGAGUGAGUGUGUGUGUGUGUGUGUGUGUGUGUGUGUGUGUGUGAGAGAGAGAGAGAGAGAGAGAGGUCCCUCCUAACUUUUUUCUUUUUCUUUUUAAAUCAGGAAAAAAUACCUUAAUGAUAGGAAUAAGUCAUAAGCCAUUUCUUUAUCCUUGCCCUUUUAAUAACCAUUGUUUUAUGUGAAACACAAAUUCAGCAGCUGUAAUAUUUGGAGCAAAAAAUAUAUGGUAGCAUCAUAAGACACUGCACAAAGAAGAACUGGGUUCCAUAUCUUACUAUCGCAGUCAGAGUGACUUGUCUGAACUAUGCUACCUCCAUGAAACCUUCAUGUCAGCUUCAUCUUGUGUUUCCAUAAUUGGUAUUAGAUUUAUUCAGUUGUCCAUGUUAAAAAGCCUUAGAGGAUUUGUGUAUAAGUGUUUGUGUGCAUGUGUGUGUGCAUGUGUGACUCUUAUUUUCAUUUGCCAGUGGCUUGUCGUAUCAUCCAAACCCAGAGAUCAUGGGUUAUGAGAUGGUUAAACAAUUUUCAUACAACCCGUGGGUUGCUUUAGGGUUAUGCAAGGGUUGUUUAACCUUCACAGAACCCAUGGUCCCCAUGUUUAGAUGACAUGACAAGCCAUGGCUGCAGUUUGAAUAUUCAAAAUAGCUACCAGUAUGCGCCACAACUCACUAUGGCUUAAUAAACCAGGGUGGGCUGUUUCACCAUGCAAACUGUAGCUGAGUAUUCCUCACUUUGUUUCUACAGCCAGGAAGUCUGUUUAUGACACUCUUUAGCAAUAUGAGCAUGCAAAGCCUUCUGUUUUUCAUUCAUGUCUGUUAUGAAGAUUCUGCAAAGUGUUGUUUGUUUAGGCCUCAUUCUCAUGUGAGUACUUUGAGACCAUUUCCCCAUGAUCACUGAUUCCCAUGAAUUGUUUUAUGUGGUUAUUGGUCCACCCAUAAAGUUUUCACAAUGAUUGAAGGUACCUCAUUGCCCUUAGGGUGCAUUUUGCACCCUAGGUAACAUGGGGGCUUGUGCAUUCUGCAGUUUACCUCCAGAUAACUGCAAGUCUACCAUUCACAGUGGCUGGAGGAAAUGCAGUAGAGAUGAGCAACUACAGUGGAUUAAAACUAAUUUAUUGUAGAAUAAAUGCUACAGAGCUGCACAAGCAGUAUUGCAUGUGAUACACCAAGCAUCAGGCUCUCUGUCACUGACAACCUGUGUCUGGACUCUCAUGAUCGAAUGUGCCUCCAUAUACUCCCCAUACAUGGAUAACAAGCAUGUAAGGGAGAAGGUUAUGGAUAAAAUCUCAGUGAAAACUAAGACAAUAUGUCCCAAUUUUAAGGAACAAGGUGUCUGAUUCUGGCUUGGGUAAAUCCCAUCGAAUAAAGACAUUGAAGUAUCUUAAUUGUCAUCCUGAGAUUCAGCUCAGGGUCAAUAAGGCAGGCCAGCCACAUUACAUGUAUCAGCCUUAUCUUCAUCUGUCCUUGGAACGCAUGGCAUAUGUCAUCUUAGGCCAUGGUCCAAUGUGCACAUAGAGCUCUACAAAAGCAAGGGCGGCCCCCAUUUUGUUCAUAACUUGGGAAUUCCAUUUCUCAAACCCUUUCACGGCAUUAAAGAGAAUGGGCAGCCCAGUUUGCACAGAGCAAAGUGCACAUCAGAAUGCACCCAAGCAACUGUAUGGGGGGUGCAGAAUUUUUGAAAGGGUCACUUUACAGUGAAGUUUAAAAAAUAAUCUGGUAAGCUUUUAUUAUUAUUAUUUGCUCAUGGAAGAAUCUUCGUAUGAUGUGAAUAGGAAGACAAACCCCUGGAGAGCCUGCUUUUAAUAUGGCCGUUGCUGCAUUAGGAGGCAUUAUUUUUUAGAAAGUUAAAAAAAGGAUGAAUAAUACCACUGUUUGCAGCGUGUGUUUAUGAGUGUAUGUGAGCCAGAGAGAGUGAAGGAGACUAAAUUGAUGCAUUUCUUGAGAAAGGUGUAAGAAUUUCACCUAAAAGAGGGGCACAUUUGCUAUGUGUUAUUUAUAAUAAAGUUAGAUUUUACUUUUUUUGUUUUGUUUUCAAAAAGGACACUGCUAGUAAUUACAAGGGCCCAAUUCUGCCUCUCUUUUACAUGUAUUAACUAAGUGGUAACUUACUCCUGGGUAAGUAAAAGCAGAAGAAUUGGCUCCUUUUGUAAUCAAUACAAUCAAGUUUUUAGUUUGCUGUUUUUUAAAAAAAUACUAGAGGAUUUUUAUAUUUCACUUAAUUUCCCCCCAGUUGUGUUCUGUUGUGUCCUUAUUUGUGUAAUAUACUUUAACCUUAAUUGGCAUAGAUCCUUAUGCCGUUCCUUUGUUACUGUCAUUUUUUUUAAAGAAAGAUUUCUUUCUAGUGUGAUUUCAACGUCUACCUUCUAAAUGAGAUAACGUUUUCUUGUAUUUUUACAUUGUCAGAUUCUAUAGUUUCGUAGAUGAUUUAACCAAAUUGCUCAAUGUAUUCUCUAUAUCUAUCUGGUGGAUAUAUAAAAGUUCUAUUUUAAAUUGUGUAAAUACUUCAGAACUGGCUUCUUUUUGAGACUCCCCCUGCUGUGGAGUUACUUGUUUACAUCACAAAGACUGUAGAAUCUCUACAUUCAUGUACUGUAAAUAGUGAAGUGAUCUGCCUAUAAAUAAAUAAACCAUAACAAAUAUACAAUGAA